AAUUCGUUUAUAUAAUUAAAUGGAGUACUAAUAUAAAUAUAAAGAAAGUAUAGUAAGAAUGAUGAGUAAAUAAUUGUGAAUAUUCCUGAAAAUCGGCAAUUCCACGCUUUCCCUCUGCGCCAUUUUCCGGCAUAUUCACACCGCCGCCAUGAAGGAUGAGGAAGAAGACACCAUUAAAUCAGCCGUCACCGACAUCCAGCAGCAGCUCCACUCCCUCUUGGACUCCAUUUCCGGCGUCCAAAUCCUCAAGGGCAAAUGGUCGCUCAUAACCACCAAGCUCACAUCUUUACACCACCGCCUCUCCGACCUCAACAACAACAACCCGCUCUCCUCAGACCUCCUCCGCUCCAUCUCCGCCACGUGCUCUUCCGCCGCCUCCCUCUCCUCACUCUGCCACUCCCCCACUCCCGCCGCCGGCAAGCUCAAAACCCAAAACGACGUCGAUUCCUUGUCCGCCAAGCUCGAUGCCCACACCAACGAUCUCCAAGUAAUCAUCAACAGCGGCUUGCUCGCUCUUUCGUCCUCCGCCAGGAGAGAAUCCGUCCGGGCCGAAAUCGGGUACUUGAUGACCCGGCUGCAGAUCGGUUCCGCCCAAUCGAAAAGCUCCGCCCUAGAAUCGCUGAUUGGUUUGUUACAGGAAGACGCUAAGAAUUUGUUGAUUGCGGUGGCGCAGGGGAUAAUUCCGGUGCUCGUGCGCCUUCUCGAUUGCAGCACUUCCUCCGAAUUGAAGGAGAAAUCAGUGAGCGCGAUCGCCAGAAUCUCGACGGAGGAUUCGAGCAAGCACGAUUUACUGGCUGAGGGUUUGGUAUUGCUGAACAAUUUGAUGCGAGUGCUCGAAUCCGGGAGCGUAUACGCCAAGGAGAAGUCGUGCAUCGCGCUUAGGGUUUUGAGCAAUUCAAAGGAAAACGCCAGGGCGAUUGGAUCGAGAGGGGGAAUUUCUUCGCUGUUGGAAAUCUGUCGAGAAGGAACCCCCAAUUCGCAGGCACUGGCGGCUAGAGUUCUGCGGAAUCUAGCCGUUUUCGAGGAUGUGAGGGAGAAUUUCAUCGAGGAAAACAGUGUAUUGAUGUUGCUGGCAUUGUGCAAUUCAGGUACAGCAUUGGCACAGGAGAAUGCGGUUGGGUGCUUGUGCAAUUUGGUGGCUGGAGACGAUGAUUUGAAGCUGCUCGUUGCACGGGAAGGUGGAAUUCAAACGCUGAAAGAUAUCUGGAACUCUGCCCCUUCUGCUCAAAGUCUGGAGGUAGUUGUGGAGAUGGUGAGAGCAAUGGCUUCGUGUCCAAACAUCGCUGAGUUUCUCGUUGCAGAUGGCUUUCUCAGCCACUUAGUUGGUGUAUUGAGCUGUGGCAUUUUAGGGGUUAGAAUCGCAGCUGCGAAAGCUCUCUCUCAUUUGGCUUACAAUACCAAAACAAGGAAGGAAUUGGGGGAAAUGGGGUGCAUUCCUCACCUCGUGAGCAUGUUGGAUGGUAAGGCAGUCGAGGAGAGGGAGGCCGCUGCUGAAUUGUUGUCGAAUCUCAUGAGUUAUGUUGGAAAUAGGAGAAUUUUCAGCAAGGAAGAGAGGGGUAUUAUCUCUGCAGUUCAGCUAUUGAAUCCUUCACUAAACACCUUGGAUAAGAAGCAUGUCAUGUCGAUAUUAGGAUCGCUGCUGUAUAGCAAGAAAUGCCAGAAGCAGAUAGUGGCGGCAGGCGCCUCUGCUCACUUGCAGAAGCUCGUGGAGGCGGAUAUCGAGGGUGCUAAGAAGCUCCUCGACAGCCUUGGACGUGGGAAGCUGUGGCGAGUCUUCACCCGCUCUUGAGGUGAAAAUGUGUGUCUCAAUCUCUUUGUAAAAUAGUACUAAUUUAUUUGUUUGAUUUGGUCUGUAUUUUUUGGUUCUGUUUUGUUAGUUUUCUUACACAUUGUUCAUUAACUGUUGUUGAAGUUUGUUGUAGGAAAGUAAAAAAUUGUGGUUAGCUGAUGAAAGUUUGUGGUGCUUGUAUAACUAACAUGAUUAGUUGUUUGUAUUCAUCACAAUAAACUCAAUUGAGCUUAUUAGUUCUGCAAUCCCUUUGCCA
Salvia hispanica is the source of this 2045-nucleotide messenger RNA. RefSeq lists its product as uncharacterized. Lineage: Eukaryota; Viridiplantae; Streptophyta; Magnoliopsida; Lamiales; Lamiaceae. The record is from RefSeq and is a predicted model, not a curated record. Gene Ontology annotation, molecular function: protein binding.